Messenger RNA from Beta vulgaris subsp. vulgaris (sugar beet), 719 nucleotides. RefSeq lists its product as hypothetical. The record is from RefSeq and is a predicted model, not a curated record. The transcript has 3 exons. The coding region runs from base 123 to 452 and encodes 109 amino acids. NCBI's taxonomy places the organism in Eukaryota, Viridiplantae, Streptophyta, Magnoliopsida, Caryophyllales, Amaranthaceae. Gene Ontology annotation, cellular component: mitochondrion.
CUUCUUGGGCCUUAGCCUGGAGUCAAAGAAAAAGACUAGUGUUCCUUUUUAACCUUUCAUUGUUCUCUCACUUUCUUUCUCACUUGCUGAAACACUGAAAUUUUAAAGUAGGGCAACUAAAAAUGAGCAGCACAGCGAUUCUCUCCAGAUUAUCAACUCUUCGGGGCAAAUGCAGAUCAAUUUCCCCCAUUUCUAACUUAUUCAAAUCAACCUCUUCUACUACUACAAAACGCAUUCCUCGUCCUUCAAGGUUACCUGUUGAGUCGAGCUGCUUACUCACAAUGUUGCCUUUGCACAGCGCAAUUGCUUCUGCUAGAUUACAGUCUGUUUUAUCUGUUGAUUCCCAGAGUUGGUGUUUAGUUCCUCAAGAAAUUAUAACCGCAUAUGCAACUAUAAAGAAAUCCCGAGGAAGAAACUUUUGUAAAGUGGAACUAAUGUUCGAUAGCAUCUAGACAAACCCAGUUCAACUUGGGGAUCAAUUUAUGCUGCUCUUUCUCUGCAUGGUUGUUCUAUCAUGAUCUGAUUUGACAAGAAAUAUUGUGACUAUGCAAUGUUGAUCACAUGAGGUAACGGAGAGUCGGAGAUCCUAUGGCACCUUUUGGUUAUAUGAGCAUCAAAUUCGAUUAUGUAUUUUAUUAGAUGACACUAGCAUUGUAUUAAUCGAGUAUCCACCUUGUACCACUUCGAUUUCUCCAAUAAUAGGAUCUCUUGUUUGGUAA